This is a messenger RNA of Angiostrongylus costaricensis, 378 nucleotides long. Lineage: Eukaryota; Metazoa; Nematoda; Chromadorea; Rhabditida; Metastrongylidae. The record is from the annotation of a GenBank genome assembly.
AUGGCAUCACAAACGCAAGGGAUCCAACAGUUGUUGGCUGCAGAGAAGAGAGCAGCAGAGAAGAUAAACGAAGCAAGAAAGAGGAAGUUCCAGCGUAUGAAACAGGCUAAACAGGAAGCACAAGCAGAAGUCGAGAAGUAUCGCCAGGAACGCGAGCGUGAGUUCAAGCAAUAUGAACAAACGUACCUUGGCACAAAGGAGGAUAUUGAAAGCAAGAUUCGUCGUGACACCGAGAACGAGAUUGAUGGAAUGAAGAAAAGUGUUGCUGCCAAUAAACAACUGGUCAUUGUUCGUUUACUACAGCUAGUUUGUGAUAUAAAACCGGAGCUACAUCAUAACCUGAUACUUCAGAAGAAACUUCACGGGCAAUUCUCGUAA